This is a messenger RNA of Pipistrellus nathusii (Nathusius's pipistrelle), 1854 nucleotides long. NCBI's taxonomy places the organism in Eukaryota, Metazoa, Chordata, Mammalia, Chiroptera, Vespertilionidae. The record is from the annotation of a GenBank genome assembly.
AUGGCACGUUUAACAAAAAGACGACAGGCCGAUACAAAAGCUAUCCAGCAUCUUUGGGCAGCCAUUGAGAUUAUACGGAACCAGAAGCAAAUUGCCAACAUUGACCGUAUUACAAAGUACAUGUCUCGAGUCCACGGUAUGCAUCCAAAAGAGACCACCCGUCAGCUGAGCUUGGCUGUGAAAGAUGGUCUUAUUGUUGAAACUCUCACUGUGGGCUGCAAAGGUUCAAAAGCUGGUAUUGAACAAGAAGGAUAUUGGUUGCCAGGAGAUGAAAUUGCCUACAGUAUGCAGCCUUUCUCCAGGACAGCAACCCCAAACAAGGACUGGGAAACAGAAAAUCAUGACUGGUAUUGUUUUGAAUGCCAUUUGCCUGGAGAGGUGUUGAUAUGUGACCUGUGUUUUCGUGUGUAUCAUUCCAAGUGUUUGUCUGAUGAGUACAGGCUUAGAGACAGCAGUAGUCACUGGCAGUGCCCAGUUUGCAGGAGCAUCAAGAAGAAAAAUACAAACAAACAAGAGAUGAGCACAUACCUGAGGUUCAUUGUCUCCCGCAUGAAGGAGAGGGCUAUAGACCUUAAUAAGAAGGGAAAGGACAGCAAACACCCGAUGUACCGGAGGCUGGUGCAUUCAGCGGUCGACGUCCCCACCAUACAAGAGAAAGUGAAUGAAGGGAAAUACCGAAGUUAUGAAGAGUUCAAAGCUGAUGCUCAGCUACUUCUCCACAACACAGUGAUUUUCUAUGGAGCAGACAGUGAGCAAGCUGACAUAGCAAGGAUGCUGUAUAAAGAUACCUGUCAUGAGCUGGAUGAGUUACAGCUUUGCAAGAACUGCUUCUAUUUGUCAAAUGCUCGUCCUGACAAUUGGUUCUGCUAUCCUUGCAUACCUAAUCAUGAACUGGUUUGGGCUAAGAUGAAAGGUUUUGGAUUCUGGCCAGCCAAGGUCAUGCAGAAGGAGGACAAUCAGGUUGACGUCCGCUUCUUCGGUCACCACCAUCAAAGGGCUUGGAUUCCUUCUGAAAACAUACAGGACAUCACAGUCAAUGUCCAUCGGCUGCAUGUUAAACGCAGUAUGGGUUGGAAAAAGGCUUGUGAUGAGCUGGAACUGCAUCAGCGUUUCCUUCGUGAAGGAAGAUUUUGGAAGUCUAAGAAUGAGGACCGUGGAGAGGAGGAGGCAGAAUCUAGUAUCUCCUCUACCAGCAAUGAGCAACUAAAGGUCACUCAGGAACCAAGAGCAAAGAAAGGGCGACGUAAUCAAAGUGUGGAACCCAAAAAAGAAGAACCAGAGCCUGAAACCGAAGCAGUCAGUUCCAGCCAGGAAAUCCCCACAUUGCCUCAGCCAAUCGAAAAGGUUUCAGUGUCAACUCAGACCAAGAAGUUAAGUGCCUCUUCACCAAGAAUGCUGCAUCGAAGCACCCAGACCACCAGUGAUGGAGUGUGUCAAAGCAUGUGCCACGACAAAUACACCAAAAUUUUCAAUGACUUUAAAGACCGAAUGAAGUCUGAUCACAAGCGAGAAACUGAAAGAGUUGUAAGAGAAGCUCUAGAAAAGCUGCGUUCUGAAAUGGAAGAAGAAAAAAGACAAGCUGUAAACAAGGCUGUCGCCAAUAUGCAGGGUGAGAUGGACAGAAAAUGUAAACAAGUAAAGGAAAAGUGUAAAGAAGAGUUUGUAGAGGAAAUCAAGAAACUAGCAACACAGCACAAACAACUAAUUUCUCAGACCAAGAAGAAGCAGUGGUGCUACAACUGCGAGGAGGAGGCCAUGUACCACUGCUGCUGGAACACCUCCUACUGCUCCAUCAAGUGCCAGCAGGAGCACUGGCACGCCGAGCACAAGCGCACCUGCCGCCGGAAAAGAUGA